AUGCAAUGGGUAAAUAACAAGAAUAACUCGAGCUGUACAUAUGUUCCUGAACAACAUUUUGACGACAUGGAAGUAGAUAGUAUUGACAGUGACAAUGACAAUGAUUAUGAUUAUGAAAACGAAGGCGAAGGCGAAUAUGAAGAUGAAAAUGAAGAACAAAACAUUGAAUUUGAUCAAGAAGUUGACUUACCUUUGUCCCAAGAAGAGUCCAUAUUUACUGCCAAAGAUACAAUUACAGGAGCAUUUGUGGUUGAUGGCGAUGAGAUUGAAGAAGACGAUACCAGUUUUGAUUUUGAACAAGAAGAAAACUUUGAUGAGACCAGUGGGACCUCAAUAGUAGAAUCAGUUCGUCCUUUGUCUUUUGAUAACAUGCCCUUGUAUAUCUGCUUUGUUGCAGUAUUCAUUGUCAUAUUUCACUUGAUCUUUUUGGUGGAAAGCAGUGGAUCGAUUCUCAUUGAAUUUUGUAAUACUCUACUGUCUCUCUGUGAUAUGUCUGGCGCCCUUCCACUGACGAUCAAUAGCUUGAAGCAUAAAACAGGAUUUAACAUGGCAACAGACGGAAUGACAGUAUACAUUGCAUGCUCACAAUGUCAUUCAAUUUAUCCUCUGGAAACAAGUCAAAGAGUCUGUACAUUUAAGAAAUUCUCUCAAUCCGCCAUUUGCAAUAGCAAUCUCUUUAAAGUGUCAACUGGAAAUUGUUCUCUUCCAGCAAAAGUAUAUCCAUUCAACUCUCUGAACUGGGCAAAUGCAUUGAACAAUACUGAGCGAACACGCCUAGAAAAAGAAAACAGCACUCGGUGGUCAGAGCUUCAUUGGUUAUCUUACUUUGACCCAGUCCGCUUUACAGUUAUAGACCUGAUGCAUAACCUCUAUCUUGGAACUGCAAAGCGAAUGAUUCAGAUAUGGCGCGAGUGUAACUACAUCAAUGAAAAGAAUCAGUUAACUAUGCAAGAGCUUGCCAAUGAUAUUGUUGUACCUUGUGGAUAUGCGCAUAUAACAAAGAAGAUUGCUGAUGGGUUUUCGUUCAUGAAAGCUGACAAAUUUCAGACACUGUAUGGAAAAUCGGCUGUGACACCGAAUAUGCAUCUACAUCUUCAUCUUGGCAAGUGUGUUCAUGACUUUGGGCCAAUUUAUGCUUUCUGGUUAUUCAGUUUUGAGAGAUACAAUGGUUUGUUGAAGAAUAUCAAAACAAAUCAAAAAGGCGGCUUCGAAUCAACAAUGAUGAAGAGAUUUUUGGAGAGAACAUACAUUGGCAGCUUCAUACAAUCUUUCGUCAACCAUCUUCCCCAGUUUGCAAUUGACUUUCUGCAUCGCAUUUCAAAUAGUCAAGAUCAAUUAGCAGCAUUGCAUCCAUCUUCUACUGCCAGUAUCUUUUCUCUGUCUGACUUUGUUGAAUAUUCGUUAAACCCUCGUCAUUCUGCUUUGGGUUUUUUACAGACACGCAUAUGGCAGUCACAAUCUUUUGGCCAUUAUUCAAACUGCGAGUCUAACCAGAUUUUUGUCAAUAACCAAAUUGAGAAAAUGAAACGGAUAUCUCUUCUUGGACAGAAAUACUCUUCUGAAUCUUAUUUCCGUGCCUAUUAUCUUGAGAAUAACAGUGAAGAUAAAACAGUAUUUCCUGGCCGUAUACUGUAUUUAUUUCAACAUUUGAUAACCAUCAACGAAACUGUCAUCACCCAUACUUUUGCGUUUGUUGAGUGGUACUCUAGUUAUUCUUUGGAGAGUUACCAGUCAAUGUUAAAUGAAGGCAUUGAGCUCUGGAAUGAACCUUCUUCUGUACUUAAUUAUGAAUAUAUUAUUCCAGUAUAUCGUUUAUAUUCACCAAUUGCAAUUUCUAAAUAUAGGUUUACUAUAACUAGUGAAUUUAAAUGUUUAGUAAUCCCUUUACCCCAAAAAAUAGAAGCUUAA
Molecule: messenger RNA, 1908 nt
Organism: Phycomyces blakesleeanus NRRL 1555(-)
Lineage: Eukaryota; Fungi; Mucoromycota; Mucoromycetes; Mucorales; Phycomycetaceae
Exons: 7
Coding region: 1-1908 (635 amino acids)
Source: RefSeq, a predicted model, not a curated record